AUGGCGCAAUCAUUCGACCAACUCCCUUAUUUGCCAGACCGCGAUGAGUACGACACUCGUAUGUUCCGCUAUUCACAUGAAGGACCAGUGGAAAAAAUCCUUCCUCGUGGAUUUCCCCAGAGAUUGACCGCAGAUAUGGCUUGGGAAGGAGGAAAUAUCUCGAUGAAUCCCACCGCAGGCGCUGAGAGUCCGUACCUGUUGAUUCUACAAGCUCCGCAGCUGGUCGAGAUAGAUGCAGCACUCAAGCAUUUCCAAAGUCAGCCAGCCACCCUCCUCAAGACUGAUGACUAUACUGCAGAACUGAAUCAGCCAAUGGAGACUCUGGACCCGUCGACGUUUCCUCUGCCGAACUUGCACUCGAUCCUGCGGUCCGCAUCAGACAAUCUGCACUCAGGCUAUGGGUUUACACUCAUUCGAGGAAUUCCAGUAGAACGCUAUUCCCGCCAAGAGAAUAUGAUCAUCUAUGUCGGGAUUUCUUCGCACAUUGCCGCCACCCGCGGUCGGCAAGACCAUCAAUUCGAGGGGCAGCGGGCAGAUGUCAUGUUGGCCCACAUAACCGACAUGCGACGUCCCAACGAGGCACAAAACUUUUCCCUGGCAGCAUAUUCAGAUGGCGAAGUGGUAUAUCACACGGAUGUGGGGGAUAUCGUCUCUCUCUUCGUCCUAGGUGGGCCCGUAAAUGGCGGUGAAAGUCUGCUCGCCAGUGCGUGGACUGUCUACAAUUCUCUGGCGGAGACCCGCCCCGAUCUACUCCGCGUAUUGGCGGAGGACUGGCCGAUACCCAGGUGUGCAAACCUUGUCGAUGAUAAUCCGAUGCUCCAGGGAAAAAGACCCAAUUUGCUGACUGCAAAACAGCCCGGUCUGAUCACUCACCGGCCGCUUUUAUUCUACCAACCAGCUUGCGAUGGAGCUCCGGAACGAGUCAUCUUGCAGUUCUCUCGACGCUCGUUUUCUGGAUUUGGUGCUCGAUCCCAGAUGAAUUUGCUAAGCCCUAUCCAGGUGGAGGUACUAGAUGCUCUCCACUUUCUUGCAGAAAAGUUUCAUGUAGCCAUGAAGCUGGAGAGAGGCGAUAUGCAAUUCAUCAAUAACCUAAGCAUGAUACAUGCUCGAAACAGCUAUAUAGAUGAUUCAGAAAAUCGCCGUCACCUGCUUCGUUUGUGGCUUCGCGAUCCCCAAAACUCAUGGGUCAUACCAGAGCCACUGCGCAAUCGCUCUAACUUGAUUUUUGACGAAGGUUUUCGGAAAGGCCAGCAGGUAUUUCCUGUGGAUCCGGUUCCCAGAUCGGUGGGAAAGGCUAGAGAAGAUUAA
Messenger RNA from Penicillium psychrosexuale, 1308 nucleotides. RefSeq names its product TauD/TfdA family dioxygenase. The record is from RefSeq and is a predicted model, not a curated record. The transcript is spliced from 4 exons. NCBI's taxonomy places the organism in Eukaryota, Fungi, Ascomycota, Eurotiomycetes, Eurotiales, Aspergillaceae. Gene Ontology annotation, molecular function: oxidoreductase activity. Bases 1 to 1308 code for a protein of 435 amino acids.